AUGCACGAUGACAACGAGAGGUUCCAACUCCACAGACUCAGUGUGGCCAAGACGCUGCCAGGAGAAGCUAACAAUAAUCCGCAGCAGGGAACCAGAGGCAGUGGCCGUGCAGGUGGUGAGGGCUCUGCCGGGGAAGAGGAUUCGCCACAGCUGCUCAGGACGCGCAGUGACGCCUCCUUCAUGAGGGUUCAGCGCAGGACGAAGACUCUCACCUCGGAAAACCUGCAGCGGCUGCGCACACACCGCUUUUCCAUCAACGGACACUUCUACAACCACAAGACAUCUGUUUUUACUCCGGCUUUUGGAUCCGUCACCAAUGUAAGAGUCAACAGCUUGAUGACCACAGUUCAAGUGCUGAACCUUCUGCUUCACAAGUUCAGGGUUGAGAACAAAUGUGAGGAUUUUGUUCUAUACAUGGUGCAUGAGUCUGGGGAAAAAACACGCUUUAAAGAUGGAGAAUAUCCUUUAGUGGCCCGAGUGCUUUAUGGACCCUGUGAAAAGAUUUCCAAGAUCUUUAUCAUGGAGGCCGACCUGGGAGAGGAAGUCACUUACGAUGUUGCUCAGUACAUAAAGUUUGAGAUUCCAGUUUUAGACAGUUUUGUGGAGAAGCUAAAAGAGGAGGAGGAGCGGGAAAUCAACAAACUGGCCAAAAAAUACAGUUCACUCAGAUCCAUGAUUCUGCAGCAGCUUGAAGACAAGACGCUGGACAGCGACAGAGUAUGA
Knipowitschia caucasica is the source of this 723-nucleotide messenger RNA. The record is from the annotation of a GenBank genome assembly. Lineage: Eukaryota; Metazoa; Chordata; Actinopteri; Gobiiformes; Gobiidae.